ACUCGACGGUCCCCUCUGGUGAACUCCGCUUCGAUUUUUUUUUUUUGAAUGACUAUAAUCCGCAAGUAGGGCAUUUUCGCUCUCGAUCUUGUACGAGCUCAGGUCGGAACAUGAGCCUUGCUGCGUCAACUGCAUCAUCUUUUGAUUGUGAAGAUGUUGCAAUGGAGGACAGGGCAAUGGCAGGACGAUUUGACUUUGAGAAGUUCCGGGGCCAAACGGAGAGCAGAGGUGGCGUCGCAGAGGGAGGGAACGGGGAUCUAGUUGAUUCUAUACGCGGUGCUGUUUCGUCCGUCUUGGGGGAUUUCAACCUUUCGCAAUUUGACUUGGUAUAUCCACAGUCAGAGCCAGAACCAGCUACAGAAGAUGCCGAUGAUGAGCCUGAUUUCGAUGAUUUUGACUUGGUUUAUCCUGAAACUCCUCCUGCUUCUCCUCCGCCUCUGCUAGCACCAGGCAUUUCCGAGGCUCCGCUUCCUAGCGAGGAAUCCGCGGAGCCUCCCGUAUCCCAGCCGGAAUCAAUUCAAGCUCGUCUGUUAAUUCGAUUACCAUCCAGAAAAGCGUUGCAGUCUCCAACAAAGCAACCACCAACUAAUAACCGCCCAGCCAGUCCGGAACCCGCGGUAUUCACUGCUCCCUCAGCAUCGCAAAACCUUUUCGUCUCCACGCCUCUUCCUCCAACAGGCACCCUUGCUGCCCAUCAGCCAUUACAGAAAUUACAGGCUGAUAUUCUACCCCCACGCGUCCCGCGAAUUACUUCUCUACGUCUUUGUUCCAAUCCUGGAUGUAAUGGUGUGGUUCGUGUUGAUGGUACUCGCCGCAGAUGCAUGGGCUGCAUCAUGAGGGGCUGGACUAGCGGAAAUUACGUGCCACCUGCAGAGUCUGUGAAAAAAACAGCACAAGUAGCUCAGAAGAGGAAGAGCAGUAAGAGCAGUAAGAAACGUGUAUCGUGGUUUGAUGGUUACGGAAAAGAUGAACGGGAGAGUCAGGAUGCCAUGGAUGUUGAUGAGGAUGAAGAAAUCCAAGUCGUGUCAACAGAAACUGAUAACGACGCCCUGGGUGCUGAUGUGCUCAUCCGUGGAUGGGACAGUGAUCUCACCGAAUCUGACGAGGACGAUUUCAAUCUCAAUUCUAUGCUAGCAAAUGAACCAGACCUCAGCGCAGAUUGUAACGCCGUUCUAUCAUCUGGAUACUCUUCCAUAAGUUGUACGAUCAAGCACUGUCGGAACUUUCUUCCUCUGAAUUAUACUUGGAAAUGCUGCCCAACGUGUCGGAAAUAUCGUCGGGAUUAUCAGAGGAAACGGUUGGGAUGUGAGAAAGACAAAUAUCAGGGGGACCAGUCAACAUUUGUUCCAUCUUCAGGCUCAGCCUCAAUUCCAUUGAAGAAGGUCCAGUCAAAAAACCAAUUGGGAUCAUACGCCUUACACGAUCCCGCAGGUCUUGUCACUGUCGGAGCCCGGAUAUGCACCAUCCGUGGCUGCAAGCACAUCGUUCCCAACAAAGUUGAGUACAAGUUCAAGUUGUGCUUCCCUUGUCGGAUUCGCAGUGCUCGGAGUGCCAGGAUUCGGCAAGCAAGAGCGGAGCAGUCGAAAGCCAUGUCAAGCUUGGUAACUGAAGUCGAAGUUCCCGUCGAGAAAGCAUUUCCUCUUGUUGACGUCCCACCACCACAAAAUCCUCUCCGUGCGGCGGUGGGACGCUGUGCUAGUAUGGAUUGUGGACUGAAGCUUGAACCCUCAAAACUUAAAUCCUUCCAAACCAAAGCCAAAAAUCGUCUAAAUGUUACAGAUAUGGAGAUGCUUCCUUCAUUAUCAUCUCCUGAUCCUGGUGCGACCGGUGAAUUAGGUGAGACAGAGAAUGUAGAGACCAACGAUAGUGAGGCACUUUGCGACCAAUGUACAUGGAGACGACUGCCGCCUGAUGUUCGGAGAAGUAGAAAGGUAGAGGUGCAUAGAAGAGUAAGGAUUGUUCUUGACUGCGAGCGUGAUUCCACCAAAUUGCACACUGAUGGCGGUGGUCCCUCGCAAUUGAAGCCUUGUAUACGACCGAACGUUCCGGCCAUAAAGCUUCCUCAGAGACCUAUACCCCCUCCGAAGCCCCGUAAUCCGACACCAUACCCGGAAUACCAAUCCAUCUCUCACCUCAUAUGCGAUUUACAGAGUCUAUUCAAAUCCUUCAUCCAAGCCCAAGGUUUUUACCUUGCCUUCAGCCUCACUUGUAAACAAAAUUCAACAGCGUCAACGGGGCACACAAACAAACCAUCCGAGCCUCCCCAUGUCCUUAAUUCUGAGGCUCCCUUCUCCGAUACCACGUCCACCAAUGCCAUACAUCCUUGUAAUUCUUUUAAUUCCUCCAAAUUUUCUAAUAAUCCCAGUUCCUUGUCCGCCUCAAAACUCAAUCCGAUAAUCCCGAGAACUAUGUCGAAAUUCGCAUUUGACGGGGAAUUCUCCAUCGUGGCUCCCGACUUUGAAUUGCUCGAGCGCAAAGACGAGGUAAACGAAUUUGUGACAAGUGCGAUGCACCAAAUUGAAAAAGUGGCGUCGGUCAAAUUUUUACCGAGUAGUCGUUCAUGCGUAGUUGCAUACGGAGGGCUCAUCACCCGUUUUGCUUGUCGAGGGAUGGUACCCAUGAUUCUUCCUCCUGGAGUCACACCAACGAUGGCGGUGCCUCUUAUGAGAGACAUGUUUGGCGAAUUAGAGGUUGUCGUGCUCCCUGUAGACUCGCAUCGAUGUUUUCCUGGUCAGAGGACGGUGGUCAGGUUUAGGCUUGUGGGUUGAUUACCAAGUCGUAAAUUAGGUAGAAGCGGCAUGCAGAUAAUGGGGGUUGAAAUUUCGUGGUGGCUGUGGGUGGUAGCGAGGAGUAUGAUAUUCGUUAAGUUAGAAAAUAUCUUGUUUAUAUGGAACAAAUCUAGUCGUGUAGCUUAUAUUUUUGUACUUAGUGUGUACGCAGACUCAGUCU
Messenger RNA from Lentinula edodes (shiitake mushroom), 2949 nucleotides. RefSeq lists its product as uncharacterized. Lineage: Eukaryota; Fungi; Basidiomycota; Agaricomycetes; Agaricales; Omphalotaceae. The transcript has 8 exons. The coding region runs from base 111 to 2768 and encodes 885 amino acids. The record is from RefSeq and is a predicted model, not a curated record.